UUUACCGACGUUCCUUGUCAGCCGUGAUCAGCUGAGAACGAUUCUAGCCUACGCUGAAAUGUUGUCAAAUCACAGAUCAGCUGAUCGAGUGUGGAUCUGUCAAACGCGUUCCUAAAUCUCCGCCCACGCAUGUUCCGCGAGAAAAGCAAAAAGGCACACCUUCUCGCGCGCCGUUCGUCGUAAUUUGGGAACAUUUCACAGCGUGAAUCUUAACCAUGUAUCGUUCACGCACGAACUUUCGAAAACGCAAUUGUCGCAGUCUCAUGGCCAAAAUGCAUCAGAUUACGUCAUGCAGGGAAACGAGCUCGAAAACAUUCUGCAUACAUUCACGCGCAUUGUGCACAAAGCUGCACGUACACACGCAUAGAACACGGAUGUAGACUGUAGAGUGUACGUGAUAUAUAUAUACACAAGCAAUUUUCUGAAACAAAGAAAUGGAUACUUGGACGGAUAUACUUGGACGAGAGACAACCGCGGCGCGGCGUAUCGCAAUUGCUUAUCUGCUGCAGUUCUUAUAUUUAUUACCAUCAAAUUAAGUCGCGUCAAUGAAUGCGCUCGCAGGCCGUUUUAUCAAGCAUUCGUCACUGUGUCACCGCGUAGAGAGUGUUUAUAGGCUUUUGAUAAGCCUCGUAGGAAGAUAAUGGACCAAAUGGACCAAACUAUGCCAAAAUGGAGACGCUAUUUGCUCGUGCAACCGCCCCUGAUGCUGCUGCUGAUUGCCUUGACGAUGUCAGGCACUAUCUUGACAGAUCUGAUACUGUACCGUACGUGCCUCGAAACGUUGAGGCUGAACGAAACGGAGUGUCAGAUACUCCAUAACAAUAGCACCAGCGAGGAGGCGCUCAAAAUCGAUUCUAUGGUCCAGCCGUACACGAGUCUAAUUGUGACAGCUAAAGCCUUCUUGCAAAGUAUUUUCCCCUCGAUCCUGUCGUUAUUUCUGGGACCCUGGAGUGACAAGUACGGGAGGAAGCCUCUUAUGCUUUCAGGAUACAUAGGUAUAUCCAUAACUUAUCUUCUGCUCUCUAUAAUGGCUGAUUGGGACGUUGUACCUUGGUAUUUGCUGAUAGCCUUCAUCCCUAGCGCUCUCCUGGGUGGCAUAAGCAUAUUGAUAUUAGCUUCAACGUGUUACAUCACUGAUAUGAUAGACGAUAACGAGCGGGCAUGGCAUUUAGCCUGGUUAGAGGCGCUGUUAUCUCUUGGUGGACUAAUUGGAUUGCUCUCUGGUCCGGUGAUACUUAAGGCAUACGGUUACACCGCUGUAUUCAGUGUCGCAACUGUGCUUUGUAUCCUGGCGACGUUGUACAUAUUACUCUUCGUCCCGGAAACUGUACACAGUCGUACUUCCGGCAUUCGCAAGAUAUUCGACUUGACGCAAGUGAGGGAUAUUAUUAAUGCGUGUGUGAGAAAGAGAAGUGGAUUCAAUAGGUCGUUAGUUUGGAGCUGCAUAGCUUGUCUCACGAUACUUUUGGUUGUCUUUGAGGGCUAUCUCACUAUCGGAUAUCUGUUCACAAACGCACGGCUCGGCUGGACCGUAGAAGAAUACUCCAUUUAUAAUGCUGCAGGUAUUGUGGUGACAAUACUCGGCACGAUAUCUGGUAUUAAAUUAAUGCGGAAAUAUGCAGGAUUUCCAGAUGCUGUGAUUGCCAUAGUGUCUGUCAUAUCGGCUCUUGGUAGUGUCCUGGUACGAGCUUUCACAUGGCAGUCUUGGCAUAUGUAUUUAUCAAUGACUAUAGGAAUGUUUGGCGACAUAUCUCGACCGAUGAUACGUGCUUUACUAUCCAAAGCGGUGCCUACGCAGGACACGGGCAAGGUUUUUUCUGUAGCUACGUCUCUGGAAGCGUUAUUGCCGUUUGCGGCAGCUACUCUGUAUUCUUCUUUCUACACCUACUACAUGCCACCUUUGUACCCACUACCAGUGUGGUUCUUAUCAGCAGGACUCUACGUGAUAACUAUUGUGAUAUUGAUAUAUAUUCAAAGAGAAGUUACACGAAGCGCCACAUCGCCUUACAUCCCAAUAAACGAUGAUAGUGAAUCGAUAUCUUAUCAAGGAAAUGUUUAAUUACAGAUGUCAUUUUGCUAUCUUAACAAGAGAAACAUAUACUAGGUAUAUUUACAAGAUAAAUCAAGUGAUUAGGUAAAUGUGAGAAGAUAAUAAUAUAUUUGUGUGUGUUUUAGCAAUAUGUAAAGCAUAUAUUUUUUUACAUACUUUUAUAAAUUUUAUACAUGAAACUUUUAUAUAAUAUACAUAUGUCUGUGAAUAAGUCAUACGUAUGUCUGUGACAUACAAUCUUUGAAAAUUGUCCCAAUUAUUAGAACAUUAUUUUCAUGUUCCAAUUAUUAUUA
This is a messenger RNA of Wasmannia auropunctata (little fire ant), 2343 nucleotides long. RefSeq names its product proton-coupled folate transporter-like. Bases 641 to 2059 code for a protein of 472 amino acids. The transcript has 6 exons. Gene Ontology annotation, biological process: transmembrane transport. Lineage: Eukaryota; Metazoa; Arthropoda; Insecta; Hymenoptera; Formicidae. Gene Ontology annotation, molecular function: transmembrane transporter activity. The record is from RefSeq and is a predicted model, not a curated record. Gene Ontology annotation, cellular component: membrane.